Messenger RNA from Strongyloides ratti, 2097 nucleotides. Its product is annotated as Procollagen lysyl hydroxylase. Gene Ontology annotation, cellular component: endoplasmic reticulum. Gene Ontology annotation, biological process: peptidyl-lysine hydroxylation. The transcript has 2 exons. The coding region runs from base 1 to 2097 and encodes 698 amino acids. Lineage: Eukaryota; Metazoa; Nematoda; Chromadorea; Rhabditida; Strongyloididae. The record is from RefSeq and is a predicted model, not a curated record. Gene Ontology annotation, molecular function: L-ascorbic acid binding; procollagen-lysine 5-dioxygenase activity; iron ion binding.
AUGACAGAUGGAUUGAUAAGAUUAAUUGAAUCAGCUACUACAUUUAAUAUAACAUUAAAUAUUAUUGGACUUGGUGAAAAAUGGGAAGGUGGUAAUAUGGAGAUUGGAGAAGGUGGAGGACAUAAAAUACAUUUAUUUAAAAAUGAAAUGGAAAAAUAUAAAGAUAGAGAUGACUUAGUUGUUGUAUUUAUGGAUGCUUAUGAUGUACUUUUUACAAGUUCUUCUAAUAAAAUUUUGAUAUCUUUUCUUUAUGAAUAUAAAGAUAAUCGUGUUCUUUUUUCUGCUGAAGGUUUUUGUUGGCCUGACAAGUCACUUGUAACAAAAUAUCCUCUUGUUAAAUUUGGUAAACGUUUUCUUAACUCUGGUUUAUAUAUGGGAUAUGCAAAUGAUAUAUAUGAAAUAUUAAACUAUGGAAAAGAUAUAAAGAAUAUAGAUGAUGAUCAAUUAUUUUUUACUAAAAUAUAUUUAGAUGAAAGUUUACGUAAUAAACAUAAAAUAACUCUCGAUUCAAUGUCUUUUAUCUUUCAAAAUCUUAAUGGUGUUAAAGAAGAUAUAUAUAUAGAAUAUAAUGAUGAUGGUAAAGCAUUAAUAAAUAAUAUUAUAUAUAAUACUCAUCCAAUAUUAAUUCAUGGUAAUGGACCAAGUAAAAUACAUUUAAAUUCAUUAUCAAAUUAUAUACCAGAAAAACAAUCUAAUAAAGAUGGAUGUUUAUAUUGUAAAGAACUUACAUUAAAUAAUCAAGAAAUAUUUUUACCAUCAUUAAGUGUUGGACUUUUUAUAUAUAAACCAAUACCAUUUAUAGAAGAAUUUUUACAAUCAUUUGCCAAUAUAUUAUAUGAUAAGAAUUUAAUAGAUUUAUUAAUUUUUAAUAAUCAGGAUUAUAAUGAAAAUGAUAUUACAAAAUUUAUUAAUAAAUAUAAAAAAGAUUACAAAUCUAUUACUGUUAUAAAUGAAGAUUAUACUAAAAAUGAAAGAGAUGUAAGAGAUGAAAGUAUAAAAUGGGCUUUGGAAUUAGAAAAUGAUUAUUUAUUUAUGUUAGAUGGUGAUGUUCAUAUAACAAAUAGAAAUAUAUUAAAAGAUUUAAUAUAUAAAUCAGAGAAAAAAAAUUAUGGAAUUUUAUCACCAUUAAUGACUCAAAUAGGAAAAUUAUUUUCAAAUUUUUGGGGUGCAAUUAAUAAUGAUGGUUAUUAUGCACGAUCUGAAAAUUAUAUGGGUAUUGUUAAUUAUGAAUAUAUUGGUGUAUGGAAUGUACCAUUUAUUAGUUCUGCUAUUUUAAUAAAAAAAAAUUAUUUAAAUAAAAUUAGUAAAGCAUUUAGUGGAUAUAAAAAUCUUGAUCCAGAUAUGUCAUUUUGUGCUUAUCUAAGAGAUAAAGGAAUAUUUAUGUAUAUUGUUAAUACUGAAAAAUAUGGUUUUUUGGUUGAAAGUGAUGAUUUCAAAACAUAUGGUGAAAGAAAACAUCCAGAAUUAUAUACAAUAUUUUCAAAUAGAAAAUUAUGGGAAAAAAGAUAUGUACAUCCUGAAUAUUAUCAAUAUCUUAAACCUGAUAUUGAAGUACCUCAACCAUGUAAUGAUGUUUAUGAUUAUCCAUUGGUAUCAGAAAGAUUUUGUAGUGAUCUUAUUGAAGAAAUGGAAUAUUUUGGAGAAUGGUCUAAUGGUGGACAUGAAGAUAAAAGAUUACAAGGUGGUUAUGAAAAUGUUCCUACAAGAGAUAUUCAUAUGAAUCAAAUUGAAUUUGAAAAACAAUGGUUGUAUUUUCUUGAUGAAUUUGUCAGACCAAUGCAAGAAAAAGUAUUCAUUGGUUAUUACCAUGUACCAAUCGAGUCAAAUAUGAUGUUUGUUGUUAGAUAUCGACCAGAUGAACAACCAUCAUUACGUCCUCAUCAUGAUGCAUCAACAUUUAGUAUUGAUAUUGCUUUAAAUAAAGCUGGUGUUGAUUAUGAAGGUGGUGGUGUACGUUAUAUUAGACAAAAUUGUACAGUUCACGCUGAUCAAGUUGGUUGGACAAUGAUGUUUCCAGGACGUUUAACUCAUAUGCAUGAAGGUUUACCAACAACUAAAGGUACACGCUACAUUUUAGUAUCUUUCAUUAAUCCAUAA